GUUUUCUCAGUGGGCUUCCUAGCUGUGUGUUCGCAGGGAGGCGGAGGGCUGGGCCUGGGUGUCCGUGGUCAAAGGGGUCCACCUCAGCGCUUCCCGUCUGGACACUGCCGGCCUCCCGCCGUUGCGGGAUCUUCCUUGAGCCUCAGCAGCCCCGUCCUCGGCGCCGCGACCCAGGCCCUGGAUCCGGGGUUCCGGGAGCGUUCCGCGGGGGGCGAUUCUCCUGCAGGCUGGAAUUGGAGAACCACCAUCAUAGUCUCCCAAAUGCAUCCUGUUCUCACUUUGCAGAAAGGGAAAGCACCUCUGCUUUGGGGCCAGGGGACGAGAAUCUCCACGUCGCCGUCGCUGCGCGGGUCCCAGGAUUUCUGCGUGCUGGGUGAGCUCGGUCCCCGCCUCGCCUCUCCCGGUGACAUGGGGGAAGAAAGAAGAAAUGCUGAGUUACAGAAAAAUAUGAUACAGGAUUCACUGACCUUUGAAGAUUUGGCUGUGGACUUUAGCCCUGAGGAAUGGGCUUUGUUGGAUCUUGCUCAGAGAAAACUCUACAGAGAUGUGAUGCUGGAAACCUUCCGGAACCUGGCUUCCCUAGGUUUUAAGAUUCUACUUAAAACUAAUGAAUCAGUUGUUCUGCCUGAUAAUAAUUUAGAAAAAGUAUCUAAUGAACAAAAAGUCAUAAGAUUCAAUAGAAAUGGUUCUUGGUUCUCCAUUUUACAUGCAAACUGGGAACACUAUGGUAUUGAUGAGAAGAACAAAAGCCAUGGGAGACUUUUGAGUCACAUGGUGGAGAACGUCUAUGAAUGUAAUGAAGAAAAUCAAAGUGAACAAAUUCCAAAUCUUAAUGUGCUCAAGAGAACUACUGAAGUAAACUCCUAUGAAUGUCAUGAGUGUGGAAAAGCCUUCCUGUGCCAUUCAUCCCUUAAGAAUCACAUCAGAUCUCAUACCAGAAGCAAACCCUACCAGUGUCAGGAAUGUGGGAAAACCUUCCAUUUUCUUGCUUAUUUUAAAAAGCAUAUGAAGACUCCUACUGAAGAGAAGCCCUAUGAAUGUAAGGAGUGUGCCAUACUCUUCAGUUGUUCCUCAUUCUUUAGGGCACAUAUGAAAAUUCACAGUGGAAAAGUAAACUAUGAAUGUAAGGAAUGUGGGAAAACUUUCAGUACUUCUUCUUAUCUCACUGAACAUAAAAGAAUUCAUAGUGGAGAUAAGCCUUGUGAAUGUGAUGAGUGUGGGAAGGCCUUUAGUUGUCCUUCAUCACUCUCCCAACACAAAAGAAUUCAUAGUGGGGAUAAGCCGUAUGAAUGCAAGGAAUGUGGGAAGGCCUUUAGUUCUUCCUCUCACCUCAUAACACAUAUCAGAAUUCACACUGGAGAGAAGCCUUACGAAUGCAAAGAGUGUGGGAAGGCCUUCAGUGAGUCCUCAAAACUCAGUCGACAUAUGAGAGCACAUACUGGAGAGAAACCAUAUAAAUGUAAGGACUGUGGGAAAACCUACAAUUGCCCCUCCUCCUUGAGCAUCCAUAUGAGGAAACACACUGGAGAGAAACCCUAUGAAUGUCUGGAAUGUGGAAAAGCCUUCUAUCUUCCCACUUCCCUGUAUACACAUGUGAAAAAUCAGAGUAGAGAGAAACCAUAUGAGUGUAAACAAUGUGGGAAGGCCUUCAGUUGUCCCUCAUCCUUUAAAGCACAUGUGAGAGAUCAUGCCCGAGAGAUACAAUAUCAGUGUAAGGAGUGUGGGAAGGUCUUCAGUCGUUCCUCAUCCCUCACCGAACACUUGAGAACUCACAGUGGAGAGAAGCCUUAUCAGUGUAAGGAAUGUGGGAAAGCCUUUAUUAGUUCCUCCCAGCUUACAGUUCACAGAAGAACUCACACUGGAGAGAAACCUUAUGAAUGUAAGAAUUGUGAGAAAUCCUUUAUGUAUUUCUCAGCCUUCAGCUUCCAUAUGAGAAUGCACACAGGGGAAAAACCAUAUGAGUGCAAGGAAUGUGGGAAGGCUUUUCGACAUUCCUCAUACCUAACCAUCCAUGCAAGAAUGCACACUGGAGAAAAACCCUUUGAAUGUCUGGAAUGUGGGAAAGCCUUCAGGUGUCCUUCAUCUUUUCAAAGACACGUGAAAAGCCACACAGGAGAGAAACCAUAUGAAUGUAAGGAAUGUGGGAAAGCCUUUAUUUGUGCAGCCUACCUUCGAAGACAUGUGAAAAUCCACAAUAGAGGAAAAAUAUGAAGAUCAGGAAUACAGCAAUGUGUGCAAGAGUCAUUAUCAUAGGCAGCUUGUUAAAUCACCUUGUGACUAUGAGAAAGUAGAACAUUGCUUAUUCUUUGGAAGACUAGAGCAUACCUGAGAGGAACCUUGUGUAUGAAAACCAUGUAGGAAAACUUCCCUGAGCAUCACUUCACUUAUUAUUUAUCAAAAAAUUCAUACUAAAAGGAUCUAGGGCUCAUCCUUGAAAGUAAACUGAGUACUUCCUAAGUUCCAGUAUUUUUAAUAGGCAGGUGUUAAAUUUAUGGGGAUAAAUUUACCUUAGCUGUAGCCACAUAUUUUGUAUGAGGUACAUUUUUUAAAGUUUCUUCUUGAUAGAUGUUUGCUAUACAUAAUACACAUUCAUUGUAGGGGAUUAGUGCAUGCACAUACUACAUCAUGAUCUUUUUACUUCCCCUUUCUCCCUCCCAUCUCCCCCACCUCUAGACUCCUUAUCUCCACGAAGUCUACCUCCCUGUUUCCUAUCAUUUAUGUUGCUCUUUAAAUAAUUUAUACUUUGAAUUUUUAUGUGAGAGAAACCAUAUAUUUACUUUUUUAUUAUAUACAUAUAUAUGUAUAUAUAUAAUAUAUAUAUUUGACCCAGAUGGAAAUAAUAUUUCCAUUAAAAGACUUUUGGACCCAUGUGGGGUUUGAAGUUUAUGUUUUCAUAGGAGAGUAGUCUUUUAUUUGGUUUGUUCAUUGUUCUUUAAGUGUUUGGUCAUUAAGAUGUGGACACUGGGUUUUUUUUGGGGGGGGUCACAUAUCAGAUGCUGGAGGUUUCCUAGCCAGCAUUUCUCCUUCCCCGCUUUUUACUGUGAGAAUCUACAGAUUAUGGGAAUUAGAAGUUUUUACUAUCAAAAUAUUGGAUCCAAAUCCUAGCCAUGUGCAAGGACAAAGAAUAAAGUGUGAAAACGGCAUAUGAAACCAUGCGCUUUCCUGUCUUGUAUUUAUUAAUUUCUGCUGAAAUUACCAUAAAGGUUUUGAUAGUGAAAACUUGUAAUUCCUGAGAUAGUGUUCUCUCUGACAGCAUGCAAGGCAAGUUGCCAUGGUAUUUUUUCUAAACGAAUCGCUCAGUAUUCAGGUUUAAUUGCAGUGUUGGCACUUUGUGAUAAAUGAUUGGGUUUUGGGUUGCAGUUUGGACACUCAGUCUCUGAAAGAUUCACUGAGAUCAGGGCUGCUGGUGCUUGUGCUUUCUACAAGACUUAGAUGUCAGAGAAUAGUGUGGAUCAGUUUGGCUACUGAAGAGCUCUGUAGACUGAGCUCUCAAGGCUGGACAAAUGUACAUCACCAGCCUGUAUCAUUCACCCGUCUGGCUGCUGGUCCCGGUUUAGUGGACUCUGUGCCUGUGUCUCCACCCAGAUUCAUCAUCUUCUUUGGAGAAUGUAGGCUGAGAUAGGCAUAUCAUCAAAUGAAGUCUAUUAUAUAUGUUUUAUAUCAAUACAUUUAACAAAUUCUAAUAAUGACAUACUUAUUACAAAACAGUGGACAAAUAUUGUUUGGCCUCCUUUAAGUGCCCUACAUCUCUAGAAAAGAGUGUUCUCUUUAUUUCCAGAUAAGGAAAAUCAGCACAGAGAAAUGGAGUGGUUUACACAUACUACAUAGUGAAUAUUUGAAAGAUGUGGCCCCCAAACUUGGUACACUGUUUCUAGUCUCAGGGCUCUUGUCAGCCUGCAGGAGUGCUUGUCUUUUUGUUGUCAAUCUUGAUUGAGUACAGAUGAAUUAACUGUGCCAAACCAUCAAUUCUUUGUUGAGAUUCAGCAAGUUGAUCUGUGAAACAGGUUAGAAUCUGGUUUACAAGGACAUUAAUGAUGCAAGAUCUGUAGGUUCUACAGCUUUCUAUGAAUAAAAAUUCACAGAAUUUUAGGACCAAAUGGAAAUCUGAGAUAUAAAAAUAUUCUCUAUAUGGAGAGAUUUCACAUGAAGCUAUCAUAGAAUAAUUAUUACCAGAGACUUUCUCAUUUAAUACCUCAAUAAAAAUAUAAUUGAUAGCUUUUUUUUUCUUUUGGGAAAAAAUAUAAGCAAUAAUACAGUCUAA
Messenger RNA from Heterocephalus glaber (naked mole-rat), 4261 nucleotides. Its product is annotated as zinc finger protein 699. Gene Ontology annotation, cellular component: nucleus. Lineage: Eukaryota; Metazoa; Chordata; Mammalia; Rodentia; Bathyergidae. Gene Ontology annotation, biological process: regulation of transcription by RNA polymerase II. The record is from RefSeq and is a predicted model, not a curated record. Gene Ontology annotation, molecular function: RNA polymerase II cis-regulatory region sequence-specific DNA binding; DNA-binding transcription activator activity, RNA polymerase II-specific.